This is a messenger RNA of Xenopus laevis (African clawed frog), 1641 nucleotides long. RefSeq names its product IQ domain-containing protein K (gene iqck.L). Lineage: Eukaryota; Metazoa; Chordata; Amphibia; Anura; Pipidae. The record is from RefSeq and is a predicted model, not a curated record. Bases 1 to 1053 code for a protein of 350 amino acids. The transcript is spliced from 10 exons.
AUGCUGGAGACAGUGGAGAGCCACAAUGCGAACACACUUUCACUUAUAGCAGGAUACAAAGCUAUACAUCACAUGUUAAUGAGCGUCCAGUGCAGCUGUUACGGAACUUAUAAUACGUUGACUAUAGCUCUGUCUCUGUUAAGCACGUACCUUGUUUCUACUGUCAGUGUCUGUUUAGGUCACACUCCACGUGUUCCUCUGCAGCAGCCUCACCCGGAAGUAGCGCACAGACACAGCUUACGCUCCCGUGGCCUUCUGGGUAGUCUACUGUAUUGUUUACAGGUUGCUAUAGUGAUGCGCGAAGCGAACAUGGCUGCGGAGCGUGUAAGAGAAUCCGGACCUCUAACCCUGUGGGAUCAGAUCUGCCAAGAUUAUGAGCUGGAGCAGCCUACGGUGCCCACAGGAUUUAAUCCAACAGGAAAGCUGAUCAUGUCUGUCAGCGAUAUACAGCAUUUAUGUGUAGAGGAUUCCGGUACAUGUGUCAAAGAUCAUAAAAUACAGAUGGAUCAUAAGACAUGUUCUCCACAGAAAUACUUGGAAAGGUACAUAUUUCCUGUCUUACUGCCAGGAAUGGCUGAAAUGUUGAUUGAAGCAGAGAAGGAAAAGUGUUUUCAGAGGAGAAGAACAAAAUUCAUUGCCUGUGAUUUCCUCACCCAGUGGCUGUUUAAUAAAAAUCCAAGAAGAAAAGACCAAAACUGUACAAGUUUCUUUGAGAUUCCGUUUGUUCAUGAAUGGCUGAAAGAUCAUCCAAGACCACCGAUUCCACUGUCCCUACUUCUUUCCGAGGAAGAGGCCGCACUAAUUAUACAGUCGUUUUGGAGAGGUUAUCGGGUACGUUGUGAUCCUGAAGUCCAAGAAUUACGCCUGUGGCAAAAAGAACUAAGGGAGAUGAAAGAUAUUAAUAAAAAAGUCCAGGAUUUUUGGGCUAAACAAGAAUCUAAAGUGGAGAGAGAAGCUAAAGAUGUGGAAGAAAGAGUAUCUACACAAAAUCACGCUGGCAUUUCCAUCAGUGUUCUCUCACCCACACCACAGAAUACAGUCAUCCAAACAUAGACACUACAUCAUGGCAUGCUGAGGAUUUGCUUAAUUAUACCUUCUACAAUAAAGUGGGGCAUAUAUAUAUAUGUGUCAUUUGGCUAAUGAAAUACUGACUUAGGAGCUUAGGAGAAAUAGGAGCAACUUUAAAGUAAAAUAUGACAUCUAUUCAUGCAUUCAGUCCAGAUUCUAGUUGCUAGUGUCUGUGCCCCUAGCAACCAGAUAGAAAUCAAAAUUCUAAGUUGAUACUCUUUCAGUUUAGUCCAAAUUACUGAGUCUAUUAAAGUAUACAGAUUUAGUGAUUUGGACUUAAUAUUCUUACUUGAAUGUCUACAGCUCUGCUGAAGCAAACCAUACAUAGGAAGAUUUAGUCAGGCUGUUUGUAUCAUUGUGGGGAUAUAUUUCAGGUUUUUAAAGGAAAAUUAAUUGAAGAUAAAAGCUACUUUGAUUUUCCUUUCAAAGUCUGCCGUGUAACAGAUAUUCAUAGUCGUGAGCGUAUGUACAGGUACAAACUGUUCCGCGUGCCUCUUCCCAUUAGUGCAGUUUGUCUCUUUGUGCUGACAUUUUGUUUUUGUCUUUCUUACAUUAAAAUCCCUCUGAAAUGCA